AUGUCGGCUGAUGAUAUCGACGAUGAGCUCUUCGCCCUCGCGGGUGGUGACGAAGACGCAGACGUAGAAGAAGGCGAGGCUUCGUCGCCUGCAGCCUCAUCGCCAAACUCUCUGGGAUCAGAUGCCAUGGACGAAUCCGACUCGGAUCGCGAUGAUGACGAGCCCGCGCACGCGGCCGAUGUGCCCUACCCCCUCGAGGGCAAAUAUAUUGACGAGGCAGACAAGCGGCAGAUCAUGGGCAUGUCGCAGUUGGAGCGAGAGGAGAUUCUGGGCCAACGCGCUGAGGAGAUGAGCAAUGCCAAUUUCAAGGCAGAACUCGCAAGACGUGCUGCCAACGUUCAAAACGACCGAAAGCGCAAGGCCGACUCAGAAGACCCUGACGAUUCCAUGCGCAAAAGUAGCCGACCAAAAGUGCAACCCCGUAAGAACGAGAAACUCGAGGCAUACAAGCGCGAACGAGAGCAGCGAGGCCAACAGAGGCAGCGACACGAUGACCGACGUGGUGACCGUAGGCGAUCCAGCUCUGGUGAUCGCGACGCUGGCUCAGAUCUUGACGCUGAUGGCGAGAGCGAUGUUGAGUGGGACGACAGAGUACCAGACAAGGUUCGCGAGGACGUGCCUGCAACUCUACGUGACUUUGAAUCGGUGCGCGUCGGUAGAGGCUUCUUCUCAGAAGUAUGCUUCCACCCAGGUUUCGAAGAGGCCUUGACAGGUGCUUUUGGGCGUGUGGGUGUUGGCCAGGAUGCCCAGCGUCGCACUCUCUAUAAGAUGGCGCAAAUUAAGGGUUUCUCGGUGGGCAAGCCCUACGUUUUUGAAGGCAAAGAUGGUAAACGCAUCGCGACCGAUCAAUACGUCAUUGCGCAACACGGGUCAGUGAAGAAGGACUACCAGUUCCAAUUCAUGUCAAACCAGCGCUUUACCGAAAGCGAUCUUGAUAUCUACCGUCAAUCCCUUGCCGAGACAAACUCCAAGGUGCCAUCACAGUCUUUCCUCAAGCGGAAAUACGACGACCUCAAGGCACUCCAGAACCACUACUGGACCGACGCCGACAUCAGCGCCCGUAUUGCCAAGUCCAAGAAAUACGCUCAUCUUCUCCAACGCUCAUCCUCUGACGCGCAGCCCAAGAUCGCUACGCAGUCUGAGGCAGCUGCUGCGCGUGUUGCAGAGCUCAACCGCAAGAACCGUAUAUUAGAAGCUGAGCGUGUACGCAAGGCCCAGCUCGAGCAACAGCGGCAAAAGAAGAUUGAGCAAAAGAAGGAGGUUGCCCGUCGGAAAGCAGAAGAGGAGGCGAAGAAGGCACAAGAGGAAGAAGCCCAAAAGAAGAAGGCCCUAGAUGUCGACGCCCUCUUCGACGGUGAGGGUAGUUCCAGGGCGAGUACGCCCAACCCUCAACAAUCUAAGAAGACCGAGCGGAAAGGCUUGCCGACAUUUAGGAAGCCCAAGAUGGAUGAUGACAUUAUUGCGAGCAUGGACAUUGGCGUUGACAUCGAGAUUUGAGCCGUUUUCUGUUUUUCCAGCUGAGUUACGACCAGAGCAAGUUCUGGAUUGGUAUUCGUCCUUUUGCCUAUUGUUUCUGGCUAAUCGGGUCUGUUUUACGACUGCGCAUCCCUUUUUGAUUUUUUUAGUUUUUUUUUGUUUCCGCUCGACUUCAAUUUUCUGUGUACCAUUUUAAUUAGGUGCAAAAGUCGAUUAGUUACUGUGGCAUGGAGGGAGGGAGAGAGCAUAGCGAUGGUGUUCAUAUAUAACAAGGAGUGCAAGAAGUGACCUAUUAUCCUU
Messenger RNA from Bipolaris maydis ATCC 48331, 1776 nucleotides. RefSeq lists its product as uncharacterized. NCBI's taxonomy places the organism in Eukaryota, Fungi, Ascomycota, Dothideomycetes, Pleosporales, Pleosporaceae. Gene Ontology annotation, molecular function: DNA binding; RNA polymerase II C-terminal domain phosphoserine binding. Gene Ontology annotation, cellular component: Cdc73/Paf1 complex. The record is from RefSeq and is a predicted model, not a curated record.